This is a messenger RNA of Rotaria sp. Silwood2, 585 nucleotides long. The record is from the annotation of a GenBank genome assembly. NCBI's taxonomy places the organism in Eukaryota, Metazoa, Rotifera, Eurotatoria, Philodinida, Philodinidae.
AUGACAUCAAAAUCAGCAAGAAGCAAACAAGUCCAAUUGACUGACUGGCAAUUAUUUACCAACAAUGGAAAUUUUAAUAAUCCAUUACCUCCUGGUAGACGACUAAACAAGCGAUAUCCUUAUUUUGUCGAUGAUGUUGAUGCCAACAGUGUACGUACACGUUGUAGAACAGCAAAAAAUCAAUCGGCAAUAAGUACAAGCACUAGAAGAAUAUUAAGUGCACGAUCUAUCUAUUAUAGACGUAUACCACGAGUCAAACCAAUUUAUCUUGAUCUCAAUGAAGAAUCUGAUGAGAUUCGUGUUUAUCCAUCAACAAAGUUACAAACAGGUAGAGCAUCGACAGCUUGUUCACAACGUUCGCAUAUUUGGGAACCUCAAGCAUGGUCAUUUUCUUAUCUUCAUCGAGCAAUUAUUGCCAUUGAUGAACAAGCUAAAAAAGAUUAUUUAGCUGGUCGUACAAUGAAUGCACUUGCGGCCUGGCAAAAUGCACUUAGCUUUUGUGACCAAUUAACUCAGCGAACUCAACUAUGGCCUGAAAACGUAUAUUCAUAUAUUUAUAUAGAUAUACAUACACAUAGAGUCUAA